GCUAUGUGUGUGUACCAGUUGAACUCCAGUCAGUGCGGACAACAGGUGCACUGCAGCUUCCCUCCACCUUGCUGUUGGAUAAUGCCCGCAGAGCGCUACUCGUCUCUUUCCACAGGGCUUCCUCAUUUGCACUUUGAACACUUUAACGUUUUUAUAUCUUGAACACUUCCAGGCACAAAAAUGCCUUUUCCACCUAUCAGCCUGCACCAGCGGAUCUCAUCUCCUGGCAGGGAACUGUUCGGGAGAAAGAAAGCCACCGGAGUGCCUCCUCAGACUGAGAUCACCAGCAAAUCCGGCGGAGAGAAAGGGGGUUCCGAGAAGCAGUCCACUUCCUGGACGUCGGCGAAUAUUAGGAAUUUGGGGCGGAAAGCCCAGCCAGAGAAGAGUAAAAGCCCUGUUCAGAAGCCAGGUGCCGACCAAGAGACUCAGGGAAAGUCAUCCUGGCUGACGGUUCCUAAACCUCAGGACUCUUCCGAAGGAGUCAGACGCUCCACUUCCAUGGACUCAGCUAGACAGCUCCAUGGCAAAGAGGAAGGAAAGAAGGAGAUUCAGUUUACUCUCAGUCUCACCCCUGAAGCCAUUCUUGUCAUCCAAAAACGUAAUCUAGAAAAACAGAUGAUGGCAAAGCAGCAGAAAUGUUGCGCCUCCGCGGACUUUCGGCACAGGCGAGUUUUUCCAUCCAAAAAGGCGCACGGAGGAUCCAAGGGCUGCGCUGCUGUUGCCAAAGUGGAAAGCGCCGAGCAGGACAUCACCGCCAUUGUUAAAAUAUCACUGUUAAAUGAUCAGUACAAGUACGAUGAUGUGGAGUACGAAGAAGAGGAUGGAGAUGUGGAUGAGACUGUUGUUAGGAAAUGUAAAGAGUGGCUGAAAGGGGUCGAAAAUGCCGCUGCUUUGGGAAAAGUUGACAAACUUUCUGCACUCCCGCACCUUAAAGGCUGCUGACACUUGACAAUUGGUCUUUCAUUUUUAAACUUGAAAAUGAAGAGAUGAAGGACUUGUGAAAUGCUUUCACAGAUGUAGGCCUGCGGCAAUGGCAUCUUCGAUUUGAGUCUUGUAAAUCAAAUGUUUGUAACGGGGGUCCAUUAUCCAUUUGGCCAGCAAAGGAAUGUCAAUUUGUUUAGGUUUUUUUUUUUCCUAAAAAUGGCAGUUAUUCAAGAAAAUGAAAAUAGAUGAGUAAAUUUCAUUGGAAUGAGGGGAAUAUUAAUUUGUCGCAACAAAAAUCCGAUUUUAAAGCUUAACUGCAGCCUGGCUCAACCAACAGGGUUUCUUAUGGUUCACAGGGAUGUUGCUUUGCAAGAACAAUGCCUAUUAAUUGUUUUGUUGAAGUCUGACUUUAAUACCUUAAUAUUCUCAUCCUUUGCACAUGUUUUUCCCUCAGUGGGGCGCCUAUGGAUUGACAGAGGCUUUGCGUAAAGGAACGCAAAACGGUUCCUUUGUGUUGGAGAACAAUAAGGUGUCAGCAAUAGGGCUGUGUAUGCGCCUGCUGCAGAGACAAACUAUACUAUAUACUAUUUAUUUUUCUUCUAAUAAGAGGGUUGUAUCCUUUAUAGGGAUCUAUCAGCGAUGUGCAGUAUUUAAUAUUAGCUAAAUAUUUAUACUGUCAAAUGUUUUCUCAGCUGACAUGCCAUUUGAGGUAAUUUUUUACUGACCCUUUUAAAUCUUUUAAAAGCUUAUUUGUGUUGUACCUCUUAAACAAUUAUGUUAUUCUGUUACAUGAUGCUCAUUUAAAUGUCUUCAACAUGUCUGGCCAGUUCACAGACAGUAUUUUAUUAAAAGCUUGUUGUAGCUACCUGAGGGCAUUUGGCCAUUAGUGCUCUAAGCUUCUUAGAUUUUCUGUUAAGCAGGGUUGACCAGUGUAAAGUCGGCCCCAGGUACACUAUCCCACUAGGCAAUUACUGUCCAGUCUGGUCAAACAAAACAAUGAAUGUGGUGACAGGAGAUAUAUAUAGCGCUGGAGUCGAAAUCUGGCUAUUUUCAAAGAAAAGUGACUUGCAAGUGAUUUGCGACAGAUAUUUCUACUUUGAACUAUGUUAUUAAUGAAACUUUCUUGCUCAUGUGAUACUUACCGAACUACAAAAGAUCAUAUUUUUAUUCUGUAAGUGGCAUUGAACUUCUUGUUCUGCUCAGGGAGACAGAGCUGGCCAGGGACCAACUGAGGGCUUAGAAACAAACCACUAUGUGACUGUUUUCAGAAAAAAAAA
Molecule: messenger RNA, 2201 nt
Organism: Monopterus albus (swamp eel)
Lineage: Eukaryota; Metazoa; Chordata; Actinopteri; Synbranchiformes; Synbranchidae
Gene: prr18
Product: proline rich 18
Exons: 1
Coding region: 181-942 (253 amino acids)
Source: RefSeq, a predicted model, not a curated record